AAGCGACUAACGCCACCAACAAUAAGUUGAAAAUGGAAGAAUGGGUUAGAAUAACGACAUCAUUCAACGCCAGUUUUGGGACUUGUCGCCGUACACCGCAACAACUCCGGUUAAAGUGGGAGAAUUUGAAAAAAAACUCACGCAAACGCAAUACUCAGAUACGGAUGAAUCGCAUAAAGACUGGAGGUGGAGCGCCACCUUACAUACCACCAGAUGAAAUACUGGACAGAGUCGCCUCACUGUUAGGCAGUACAGUGGAUGGCUUUACAGUGGAGUUUGGUGGCGACUCAGAACAAGUGGUAGAUUAUGGUGAUGGUGACUGCAGUGAUGGUGCAAUUAUUAAUGAAGUA
Colias croceus (clouded yellow) is the source of this 350-nucleotide messenger RNA. RefSeq lists its product as uncharacterized. The annotation marks the transcript as partial. Lineage: Eukaryota; Metazoa; Arthropoda; Insecta; Lepidoptera; Pieridae. The transcript is spliced from 2 exons. The record is from RefSeq and is a predicted model, not a curated record.